Molecule: messenger RNA, 691 nt
Organism: Aspergillus heteromorphus CBS 117.55
Lineage: Eukaryota; Fungi; Ascomycota; Eurotiomycetes; Eurotiales; Aspergillaceae
Exons: 2
Coding region: 1-288 (95 amino acids)
Source: RefSeq, a predicted model, not a curated record
AUGAGCGGCAAGGAGUUGCGCAAGACCCUCGGACUGGAUCCCAACUUAACCUGGAUUGUGCCGGUGAAGAGCGAUCUUAUUCGCGGCGUUCGCGCGGGAGUCCGUGUGCCAAAGAGACAAAUAAUUCAACUGCUCAAUUACGUUCAAGACAUUGCUCCCAAGGCUGGCGAUAUGGGGAAUUGGAAGGAGGAGACAACCAAGGUGCGUCGCGAUGCAGCUAAGAUGGUCCGUGACUGGCAGGUUGUGUCUGAGUACAAGCAUGAGAUCUGGCGUGGGGAAGUCAUUUAGCUGUACGAAAUAGCCGGGCAAGCUCAGAAAGUCUGCGCGGUGAUAACCAUGGCGUUGUGUACCAGGAACAAGCAACACCCUCGCGUUGAAUUAAUGACCGUCUCCCAGCACAGGUCUUCGAUCGAGUGUAUAACGAAGGCAGUUCGUGAUCAUGGUCCUGCUGAUAAUAGUACCAUGGAAUUUGAAACGAGCUCAAUUCAUACUCAAGGGAGUCGUUGUGCGGAGUGUGAACCAUGAUAUGGGUCCCAUGGAAUAGAUUCGCGAGUCCGAGGUCUAGCCCACUGGUUGUUGCGGGUCUGGAUUGGCCCACAAUAUCAAGCUGGCAGAUAGAGGUUGGCAGCUCGGUGGUAUACUGCUGCCUUUGUUAUAAGUCAACAAGUAAACAAAAAGUGUACAUCAUGCG